Lipotes vexillifer (Yangtze River dolphin) is the source of this 1203-nucleotide messenger RNA. It is a transcript of the gene FANCF, whose product is annotated as FA complementation group F. Gene Ontology annotation, biological process: interstrand cross-link repair. Bases 6 to 1085 code for a protein of 359 amino acids. Gene Ontology annotation, cellular component: Fanconi anaemia nuclear complex. NCBI's taxonomy places the organism in Eukaryota, Metazoa, Chordata, Mammalia, Artiodactyla, Lipotidae. The record is from RefSeq and is a predicted model, not a curated record. The transcript has a single exon.
GCUCCAUGGAACUGCUCUCGCAGUACCUGGAGCGCUUCUCUGAGGUUCUGGCUGCCUCCCGCACGACCCACGUCAGCACCUGGGACCCAGUGACCGUGCGCAGGGCCCUACAGUGGGCUCGGUACCUGCGCCACAUCCACAAGCGCUUUGGCCGCCAUGCCCGCAUUAGCAAGGCACUGGAGCGGCGACUGCAAAACCAGUGGAAGCAGCAGGGCGACUCUGGGCCUGCUCCAGCCCCGGGGUUGGCGAACUUCCAGGCCUUGGGGCUCUGCGACCAGCUGCUGUCCCUGCGACUGCUGGCGAACCCGGCCCUCGGGGAUGCCUCCUUUCACUACCUGCUGCAGCAGCUCUUUCCCGGCCCUGGCGUCCCGGAUGCCGAGGAGUCGUCGCUCCAAGGCAGCCUGGCCCGCCUCGCCCGCCGCCGGGCCGCUAUUCACAUGCUGCGCUUCAACGCCUAUGGAGAGAACCCGGUCCUUCAGGAGGACUCACUGAUGAAGACCCAGGCGGAGCUGCUGCUGAGGCGUCUGCAGGAGGUGGGGGAGGCCGAGGCAGGGGGCUCUGGUAGGCUUCUCAGCAGCCUGUGGGAGCGCUCGCCCCAGAACAACUUCCUGAAGGUGGUAGCGGCCGCGCUGUUGCUGCCGCCGUCGUCUCCCCGGCACCAAGAAGAGGAAUUGGAACUAGGCAGCCCCAAAACUCUGGGAGAGGAGGGUCAAGAGGUGCUUCGCUGGCUUCUGGGGAGAUCGGAUGUCAUGGUUGCUUUUUGCCGCAGCCUCCCAGCCGGGCUUUUAACUUUGGUGGCGGGGCGCCAUCCAGAGCUCUCCCGGGUCUAUCUGCGCCUGCUAACAGACUGGGGUCGACAGCUGCACUACAGCCUUCAGAAAGGCCUUUGGAUUGGAACUGAAUCCCAGAGUGUGCCCUGGGAGGAGUUGUUGAGCAGGUUUCAAAGCCUCUGUCAGGCCCCUCCACCUCUGAAAGAUGAAGUUUUUACUGCCCUGAAGUCCUGUAAGGCUCAGGAUGGAGAUUUCGAAGUCCCUGGUCUUAGCAUCUGGACAGACCUGUUGCUGUCUCUUGGGAGUAGUGCGUGAUAUUGCAUUUGGGCAGAGACAAGUUCUCAACCCAGGCCCCAAUUCUCUAUGGGCAACGUUCUGUAACUGAGCACUCGAAUAUAUGGUUUACAAAAUUAAAAUCCCAGUGUUCUCACCA